Pisolithus orientalis is the source of this 195-nucleotide messenger RNA. RefSeq lists its product as uncharacterized. The record is from RefSeq and is a predicted model, not a curated record. NCBI's taxonomy places the organism in Eukaryota, Fungi, Basidiomycota, Agaricomycetes, Boletales, Pisolithaceae. The transcript has a single exon. The annotation marks the transcript as partial.
UCCAUGCCAAGCAUGGCUGUCGACCAGCUGUAUGACAAUUGGAUGGCAGUUAUCCCUAUGAUUAUUGAGCCAUAUCUCCAAUAUAUGGCAGAAACUGUCAGAAAGCCACUUAUAACCUAUGAUAAACCACUCUCUGGUUGUCAGGCAGGAUGUGAACUCAAGCAUUCUUCCCUACUCUGUUUAUACUUUGACCAU